UUACUUAAUCUGUAAUUAAAUCUUUUUUAACCAAAAGACCUGUCUAAAUUUAUUAUUUAUUGUGCUAUUAACUUCAUUUAAUAAAGAUUUUAAUUUUUAUUUAAAGAAUAUUAAUUAUUUAGAAUUAUAUUAUCAUUAUAGUAUAUUAUUUUCUUUGUAUAUUACAUAAAGGUCCAAGUUUAAAAACCAUGGAAGAUAUCAAAGAAGUUUUCUUCACUCCAUUGCCUGACUCUCCUUACGUAAAGCCGUUUAGGUUUAACUUUACCCAGAAUGGCCAAAAGAAGACUUGGGACAUACUAGAAGUUCAUGAUAGCGUUGCUAUCAUAGUUUUUAAUGUUACACGAAGAGUCAUGAUUUUUGUUAAACAAUUCCGUCCCGCCAUUUAUUAUAAUUGUAUAAAACCAGAAGACAGAAAAGCUGAAUUCAUUGACACAAAAAAGUAUCCAGCUUCACUGGGCAUAGCACUAGAGAUGUGUGCGGGUAUCGUAGACAAGGAUAAAUCUGUAGAUGAGAUAGCAAGAGAAGAGGUGUUAGAAGAGUGUGGAUAUAAUGUUGAACUUAAAGACUUGCAUAGAAUUAUUUCAUACAGGUCUGGUGUUGGUGUACAGGGUGCUUUACAAACAUUGUACUACUGUGAAGUGACUGAUGAUAUGAAGACAGAACAAGGUGGUGGAGUAGACGAUGAGAUAAUAGAAGUAGUAGAGAAGACAAUACCAGAAAUUGAGGAUAUGGUCAACUCGCCUGGCCCACUGACUAGUCCACCAGCUUGUCUCUUUGCACUCAUGUGGUUCCUACGAAAUAAAGCUGACAAAUACAGGAAGUAGGUGCAUAAUACUGUAUUUGUGUAUUAAAGACGAGCUUCUAAUGUUUGGUGUUUUGACAAGCGAGUCAAUGAAAGGUAAAAGGUACCUUUGAACUUUACCAGCUUGCAUGUCAAAACACUGAUCGUGAUUAUUUGUAAAAUAAUCGAUUUUCAGAGGCUUUGCUUAAUGUUUAGAUAAAUAUAGUUUGCUAGAGGCAUAUAUGUAUGUUACAGACAAAGUUAGGUCCAUAGUUGUCUGUGAUAGUAUAACAUAUUGGAGAGAUUAACGACUCAUGAACUCAUUUCCUAUGUUUACUGCAACUAUACUCAACAAUAUAUUUAUUCAUUCUUGAUUCAUUUAAAACAAAAUGUAUUGGGAUUAUUCUCAUACUGGAAUGUUAUAAAUAUAAUUAGCAAAAUUUAUUCCUAGUUAUUAAACAAAAUUUUAUCACCAAACUUAUCCAGUGCCUAGCAAUUUUGCCGUUCCUGGCAAAAAUAUUUGCCGCCCUUUUUAAUGGUCAAUUGUCCUCGAUUUUGCAAUCCAUUUUUGUUAACUGGUCAUCCUUUGUGGUCUGUGGUGGGCGAGUGAAUAAUUUAAAAUAUUUCCCAAAGACAAAAUCUAGAAAUUUGUGUGAGAGUAAUACAAGAAUAUCGCAUAAUAUAAUUAUAUACACAAAAAAAUAUUCUCCCAUUUUUGAAGUCGGUAAAAAAAUAAUAUGGGCGUCGAUUUUUGAGCUCUAGAGGAUCUUCUCUACUAAUAAUAAUUGACUAUAAUAAAGUUGUUUGCGCAUUAGGGACCCCAUCGACGCGCAAGCAUCGACAGUUUCUAAUAAUCCGCAUAUACAUAUAAAGUAUAAAUAUAACACAUCAUGUUUUAUACCACGUGAUCAUCACGCCACUUCACGGCUUAUAUUCCGUGUUUUGAAGUGUUAAGAAAUAUUUUCGACGAAUAAAUAUGAGUUAUAUUGUUUUUAUUUAUAUAUAAUAAAUCAUUCCUAUAUAAGAAUUAUUUUUGAAAUAAAUACUUAAUUCAUAUAUGUUUUAUUUUAUUUUGGUACAAAAAGACAUUAAAAAAAUUAUGGUUACAUUUUAUAUGUUAUAUAUAUUUUAUAUGUUAAUAAUGGAAAAUGUACUUUUUACUUGAAAAACUGUUAUUCAAUAAUAAUUAAUUAAUGUAGAUUUUUUUCAAUUAUACCCAUAAAUUGCUAUGAGGUUAAAGUCAAUUUAAUUUAAUUAUUAGUCAAUUUAAUUAUUAUAUAUAAUUUUCUUAUAUUAUGUUUUGUAUAAUUAUGCGGUAUAAUUAGAUCCUUUAGAGGUCAAAAAUAGACAAAAAUAAUUUGGUGUAGUUACUUUGUUAUGUAGUUGUUAGAGUUUUUUUUUAUUUUGUUUAAAGAAUGCUACUUUAUUUCCAAAUUUAAAAAAUACGAAGAAAAUUACUUACUACUGUUAACACAAUACAGAUGAAGUUAUGUAGAUUUUUUUUUUUAAUUUAGAAAAAAAGAAUAUGUAGAUUUAUGUAAACAAUAAUAUUUUUUUUUAAUGGAUGAUAAUAGAAUGGUAACCCCACCCGCGCUAUCGGUAUACACCGGCGGGGCACCAGUGAAGGAUGAUAGGUGAGGAUGAAACAGGCAGUCAGCCCAUCGUGACGAAUUCAACAAGAAUUCACGAUGGUUUCCAAGGGGAACCACGUGGAGGUCGACCUAAUAAGUCAUACUGCUAGGAAUGGGGCUGUCAAACUCCAUUACUAACAAUCCCUUUCCCCCCCACAAUAAUAUAUUACAAAAAGUAUUUUUCUAUGUACAAAAUAUCACCAUGUUUUAGUAUCCAACAGACUACAGUAUGGGGUUCUGCAAAAAGAGAUAAAGAGGUUUCUUCAGGGUUGGCAAGGCGCGCGUAAUACCCCUGGUAUUGCAGGCGUUUUAGGCUACGGUAACCGCUUACCAUCAGAUGGGUCGUAUGCUCGUUUGCCACCACAGUGGUAUAAAAAAAAAAGUUAUGUACAAAAUAAGGAUUAAUAAUAGACGCGCGAGAGAGAAGCGUAAUUUAUUGCAUUUAAAAUGUUAUUUUUGUCGUUCUAAUGUUUAUCAUUUAUGAACAGGGUUCGUUUGUAUUUUUGUGGGCUUACUGUGUAUUUUUUUUAUGAUACAAUAAAAUUGUAAUAAGUUUCAUAAAAAUGUAAAACGUCAAAUAAUUAUUAAUAUAUUUUAUCUACAUGUAAUGGAGUUCUUUUUUUUUUUGUUAAAGCCUAAACUAAUGAAUUAAUUGAUUUAUUCUAUUAGUCUAGGCUUUUAGAGCUAAAAUAUAUUCAUUAGACGUUUGUAAUUUUUAUGGAUAAGCAGUUUGUAUAUAUUGUAUUAUAAUAAAUGUCAUUAUAUGCAAA
Galleria mellonella (greater wax moth) is the source of this 3182-nucleotide messenger RNA. RefSeq names its product uridine diphosphate glucose pyrophosphatase NUDT14-like. Lineage: Eukaryota; Metazoa; Arthropoda; Insecta; Lepidoptera; Pyralidae. The transcript is spliced from 4 exons. Gene Ontology annotation, molecular function: metal ion binding; UDP-sugar diphosphatase activity. The record is from RefSeq and is a predicted model, not a curated record. Bases 189 to 824 code for a protein of 211 amino acids. Gene Ontology annotation, biological process: ribose phosphate metabolic process; nucleoside phosphate metabolic process.